CUUUACGAAACACAAAGAUCGGAACAAUGAAGCAUCGAAGCGGUCUCACUUUAAGGGUUAUAUUCCUAGGAUUUCUCCUCAUCGAAAGUGCAAGUGCAAGUAAUAAGACUGUUUCUCAAAUUCUCGACAAGCUCCUGAUGAAAGGGCACUAUGAUUUAAGGUUAAGACCCAAUUAUGAUGGUGGUCCAGUGGAUGUGACAGUUGGUUUCUGGGUUCUCUCCAUCGAUACCAUUAAUGUGAUUGAUAUGGACUUCUCACUGGACAUCUUUUUUCGUCAAGCUUGGAGAGACGAGCGUCUUGAUCAUGGCCUCAACCAAACCAUGUUUCUUAGCACCUUUGUGAUGGACCGCAUCUGGAUGCCAGACACUUACUUUGUGAACGCAAAACACGGAUCUUUUCACAAAGUCACCAAGGACAACGUGAUGAUUAUGAUCAUGCCUGGUGGAAUUGUACAUUACAAUGCUAGAAUCACCAUAAAAGCAGCCUGUCCAAUGGAUCUCAGGAAGUUUCCUAUGGACACUCAACACUGUCCUUUGACAAUUGAGAGUUACGGUUACAGUGCUGACCACAUCAGAUUUCGAUGGGAACAGGACCUCACGGAUGGGAUGUCGUUUGUUCCCGCCAACUUGAAAAUGUUGCCCCAAUACAAUCUAGUCGGGCUGGAUUUGACAAAGAGUUUUAAUAAAUAUGUUGUUGGGAACUGGUCCUUCAUAAAGGCGACAUUUACUUUUGAGCGAAUGUCCAGUUAUUUCUUCGUCCACGUUUAUGCACCAUGUGCAUUAAUUGUUAUCAUUUCUUGGAUCACUUUCGUGCUGCCCCGCAGUUCUCCUCCUGCGCGUGUAACCCUGGGAGUUACCGCUGUCCUUACUGUCGUCACCAUCCUCAAUAUGCUUAACAACUCUAUGCCAAAGGUAAACUAUACAAAAACCAUCGACAAGUACCUCAUUGGAUGUUUUCUGUUCGUGUUAGCUUCACUAGGAGAGUACUCGAUUGUGUUAUUUUUAGCGUCCAGAAUGAAAAAAUAUCAGAAAAUCCAAGAGUUAGAGAGGAAUAACCACAAACCUAAUAACGAAGACGCCUGUGAUGUUAGCAAGCAAUGGAGAAACGGAGAUGGGGUUGCAAACAGAAGAUGUAAUCCAGACAAGAUCUGCAGCACUCAGCUAGAAAUGAUGGAGUUCGCAAAAAUGGAACAAGAGCUGAUGAUAAAUGAUCCUCAAGAAAAAAAACCUGAGCGAAGCAAAUGGCUGAGCCUCGCGGAGUGGAAGAAGCGUUUGUAUACAGAGGAAGCUGUCUUAGCUGUUGACGAACUGUCCUUGAUAGUGUUCCCCAUCAGCUUUGGUGUAUUUAACAUCGUUUAUUGGAUCGCUGUAGCGCGCGAUACGUAACUGCAGGUCAGUUUUAAGUAAGCUCACAAACAGGAGGCAAUUGUGGAGAUUUAAUGCGCUGUUUGUCCAAAAACUUUUUUUCAUACGUUUCUCAUAUUUUUACGUACUUGAGUGUAAUUUAUGCCUAGUUCGGCACAUGAUGAAUUCGGCGUCUCAAUUAAAGCCUUUACGAAGUUACAAUUUCCGAUCAAGCAUGGCGAUAAGAACAGCAGGGCUGUUCAAAAUUGAAAAGACGUUUUUAAUUGAUACAAACGAUGAACUAAGCAUGUAUUUAAGAGAAAUCAUGCUCCACCCACCGUUACGCUAUGAGUAAAACAGUUAAUAACGUAUUGCGUUGAGAUUCCAAAGAGUAAAGUGGUAUUAAGAAAUUCGCUGCCAUUUUGAAAACAACUCAAAAUAAAAAAAUCCGUAGUGUAUUAGUCAUCACAAACCCAAAGACAAAUGAUCGUAAUUUGAGUCAAGAAUGUGUAUUUGAAAAGUUCCCCAUAAUUUUAGAAAGAUCGCAAAACAUUGCGAAACGACGAGUAAGAUCAAGCGCCUCCCAGGUCAGCGGCCAGGUCGCUUAGCAAAACUCAAACUGGCAGCGUCCAUAGUCGAAUGUUUACCAACAUCAUGUUUACCACAUUCAAUUUUUGAAAGGUUAGACUACACCCUGGAGUCUCAAGUAACCGUCCGUGCCAGACUCAAGAUUUAAGUUUAAAAGAUAUUACGUGACGACUUAAUUAUGCAUGGACUAAUGAGCUAAAGCACCGAUGAGUUAGUUCUCAAUAACCGAGAUAUGAAACUGAAGUUUGAUCAAAUACUUCGUUUGGCCUUUGUUCUGGAGCUAACAGUACAUAAAUCGAAGCGACCAAGGUUUGUGGAGAGUUAAAAUCUAUUAGUGUCAAUAUUAGAAAGAUUCCUCCUUAAUAGAGGUUUUGCACAGCAGCCAUGUUGGAUGGCAGGAACAAUGAAAAUAUUUUGCAUAAGAAAGAA
Molecule: messenger RNA, 2360 nt
Organism: Stylophora pistillata
Lineage: Eukaryota; Metazoa; Cnidaria; Anthozoa; Scleractinia; Pocilloporidae
Product: gamma-aminobutyric acid receptor subunit beta-2
Biological process (GO): monoatomic ion transmembrane transport
Cellular component (GO): membrane
Molecular function (GO): extracellular ligand-gated monoatomic ion channel activity; transmembrane signaling receptor activity
Source: RefSeq, a predicted model, not a curated record